ACAGCGCUAAUGAUUGCUUGCCAAUACGGACAUGUGAACGUCGCCAGAGUCCUCAUAGAGGGUGGAGCUUCGCUUGAUUCACAUGAUCGACAUGGGGAUACGGCUCUUAUCAUGGCCGCUAGCAGUGGGCAUUCCUCAAUAGUUCGACUUGUGGUUGAAUCUAGCACUUUUGUUGGGUCAGGCCCCGAUCAGUGUUUGAAUGCACUCCUGAAGGCUGCGGAGAGGGGUCACUUGGAAGUGAUACAAUGCCUACUGGAAAAUAACGCAGAUAUCAAUGCUCGAGGUCCAAAUGGGGCAUCGGCGCUGAACAUUGCCUGU
Messenger RNA from Phytophthora sojae, 318 nucleotides. RefSeq lists its product as hypothetical. Gene Ontology annotation, molecular function: protein binding. The annotation marks the transcript as partial. The transcript has a single exon. NCBI's taxonomy places the organism in Eukaryota, Oomycota, Peronosporomycetes, Peronosporales, Peronosporaceae. The record is from RefSeq and is a predicted model, not a curated record.